Molecule: messenger RNA, 711 nt
Organism: Microbotryum saponariae
Lineage: Eukaryota; Fungi; Basidiomycota; Microbotryomycetes; Microbotryales; Microbotryaceae
Source: the annotation of a GenBank genome assembly
AUGCCGAUCCCUUCUGGUCCUUGGGAACAAGUGGCCAUCGACUUCAUGACAGGACUGCCUCCGGUCGAGCUCGAAGGGAUGAUGGUUGCUCAAAUCAUGGUGGUCACUGACACUUGGGGCAAGAUGGUCCACCUGAUUCCCCUCCCAGCCGAUGCCGACUCGGAGCUCGUUGCCGAGAAGUACUACGCCACCGUCUUCCGACUGCAUGGGAUGCCUUCCGCCAUCGUUUCCGACCGUGAUCCCAAGUUCACCUCGCAGUUUUGGCGGGCAUUGCAGGCAAAGAUUGGCACCGUCUUGCGAAUGUCAACCGCGGCACACCCGGAGACGGACGGAUCGAGCGAGAAUCGGAUCAAGAUGGUCACCCAAACCCUGCGGAUCAUGGUCUCGUCAAACCACGAGGCUUGGGCAUCUCGUCUUGUUGAAGCUGAGUUCGCUCUUAACUCUUCUGUUGCUGUGUCCACGUCGCUGUCGGCUUUUGAGGCAACCUACGGCUACCUUCCUCGAUGUUGGCCCUCGGAUUCCUGGUCUGGCAGGCAACGUCCUCUUCAGAAGACGUUGACUACACGCGGAGGAGGGGAUCAGGCCGAAGGAAGGUCGACUGGGCGGGGGCAGGCGACCGAGGGACAACCGAGGAGGGGACGCGGUUGUGAGGCUCGCAGCAAGUCAAGUAUAUCGGACUUUAUUGCCAACGAGAUCGAAAACGAAGGAUGA